CGCGAGUAUCAAUGGCGCGGAGGCGGUCAUAUUCACUGUGCAAUAUGGGUUGAGCCCGAAACCAAAAAAGAAGAUGUAGUAAAAGCGGAAAUACCACGCGGUGGACCCGACAAAGAAUUACAAGAAGAACUAGAAAUGCUCGUGAAAAGACAUCAGAUUCACACGUGUAGAGCAGACAAAUGCUUUGUAGUCGGGCGCAAAAAGAAAAAAGUAAAGAACUGUCGCUUUGGUUUCCCGUAUCGCUACUGUGCGGAAACAAUGCCACAAGAAGGCAGUCUUCGAAAACUAUACCGGCGAAGAUGUCACGAAGAUCAAAGAGUUGUGCCUUACAGUUACGGACUGUUGUUAACAAUGCGCGCACACGUUAACAUCCAAGAAGUGCAAGGAGCCGGUUGGGAGUUGUAUUUGGCUAAAUAUAUGACAAAACCAGAACCAAUAAAAAAAGUGAAUUGGGGCAAAAAAGUCUCUAAAGACUCCUCAGAUGUCGAAAGAUUUCUAAAAAUGAGACUCAUUGGAUCGGUUGAGGCUAAUGAUCAUAUGCUUCAGUUUCCCGCCAAGAGUUCUAAUAUAGAAGUCAUAUAUCUCCCGAUUGAAUUGCCCGGCGAUAUCGAGAGACUGGUGCUCAAACGGAACAAAGAUUUGCCAUCCGAUCCCAAUUCAGAAGACGUAUACUAUUUCUCAAAAAUUGACAAAUAUCUCGAUCGACCAAUAAAUCUAAGACAUUUAACAUAUCCCGAAUAUUAUAAAGAUUACACAUUGAGAUCAGCACAAAAAUUUGAAAGAACUGGUAAAGACGAUGACUGUUCGGAUAUUGAAGAAAGUGACGAACUUAUCUUAAAAAUCGAGUGGUUAAUUAAUCUCGAUACAUUAAUAUCCAAAGAGAACACAGAAGGCACAUUUAUGAAUGAAUGUAUGAUAAGAAAUCUCUGGGAUCACGACUCAGCACUUGACUUUCUCGCAAACGCAGCGACAAUGACUUUCAGUAAAGAGAAACUGAUGAAAAUUGCCGGAGAAAUGAUGAAUAACAAUUAUAUUACGGCUUUAGAUUUAGAACAAUUUGUAGGAACACUAGAAAUUCGAGACCCACAUCUAAGAGAUUUCACGGAUGAACACGAAAUCGAAGAUGACAAUAAAGAUAUUGAAGUGAAUUAUCCGGUUCAACAGAUUGUUCACAAACCACUUCAAUAUUACGUCGAUUCAUUUAACAAAGAACAGGGACAGAUAUUUGACACAAUUCGCGAGUCAUUCACUGAACGUAAACAGAUGUGUGCUUGUAUUGUUGGACCUGCAGGCACUGGAAAAAGUCAUCUGUUGCAAGGAUUGUGCGCAUUGAUAAAAGAACUAGACAUUGGUGCGUUUCAAAUACUUGCACCGACAGGUUCAGCCGCACAUCUCGUGAAAGGCCAGACAAUUCAUUCGUAUUUUAAAAUUGAUUUAAAAAAUAACUCUCACUUGAAAAUCAAUACAAUUGAAGGACAAAUGCUGCAAAUGUGCAAAGUGUUAUUUAUCGAUGAAAUGUCUAUGAUAACAAGUGUAGUGUUUGAAGAAUUGGAAAAAACUUGUAGAUAUAUGAACAAAUUUAAAACAUCGGGGAAAAUUCAGCCGUUUGGUGGAAAGCACGUCAUUCUCUUCGGUGAUCCGGCGCAACUCCCCACUCGAUAUCACGAUCAUAUAUAUUGUAAAGAUAUAUUCAGACACUUUAACAUAUUUGUAUUGCAAGAAAUUGUGCGUCAAGAUAACAAAGAAUUUGCUCAAAUGUUACGAGAAGUUCGGUUAGGCCAUCGUACGAAAGAAGUGAUCGCAUAUUUCAAACAACGAAUAGACACUUUAACAUAUUUGUAUUGCAAGAAAUUGUGCGUCAAGAUAACAAAGAAUUUGCUCAAAUGUUACGAGAAGUUCGUUGGAGCUAUUGUUAUUCUUCGCCGCAAUUUAAACACCGCUGCGGGUCAUGUCAACGGAAGGGUUGCAAAAGUUAAAGUAAUGGGAGAGCGUUAUGUAAUCAUUACAACACUCGACGAACCGAUAGAAGACAUACCUAUUACUCCGAUCAGACAAUAUCUGGAAUAUUGUGGUCAAGAAGACCGGUUUAUUAGAGAACAAUUACCGCUCGAACUGGGAUGGGCUGUAACAAUACAUCGAGUACAGGGUAUGACACUCGACGACGUGUAUGUAUAUUUAGACAAAGACAUUUUUGAGUCAGGUCAGGCAUACACCGCAUUGUCACGGCCGCGCAAACUCGAAAAUCUCAGACUAUUGGCUUUCGAGCCUAGAAAAAUAAAACUACACAAAUAUUAUAAAAAACUGCUUGAAUGGGUGGAAAAAGUAAAUCUCUUGAAUCCCAACAGAGAAGAAUAUUUUCCACCACCAGAUAAAGAAUUGAAAGAUCAGAAACGACUGAAAGACUAUAUAGAUAAGAUCAUGAAAAACAAAAAACCAAAAGACAAUAAAACACUUUACCCAAUAUUUGACAAACCAAUAAAACCCAAUGAUUCAAAACAAACAGAAGCUCUCAGCAGCCAAGACAUCACUGAAGGACUUGAAGGCAGCCAAGACAUCACUGAAGGACUUGAAGGGUUUUCUCUGAACACACCGACGAAAAAUAAACGACCGCCGUUAGAUCCAGAGGCGAGUCCUGCAAAACCUAAAAAUCUUCGCUUUGACGAACCAAUGGACACAAGUGAACUCAACACAUUAGAUCAGUAUGACGAUCUCCCAGGUGUCUGCACUGAUCUGUUACACCAAUUGAUUACAGAACGAGUGUUUAUGUGGGAUUGUCAACAGUUAAGACAAACAGUUCUUGAACAAAACAGUGAAUUGUGUGCACGAGUUGAUGAUAUUCUAAACAAUUCUCAACCUUUGACUUACACAUCCCGUGUGAAGGGACGAAAUUAUUUGCUAAAUGACUGUAACGAAAUACCGCAAGAAAUGAGACAACACUACAAAGGAGUUAGCAAUCGUAGUGACGGCAACUGCUGGUAUCACGCCGUUUCACGAACAUUAUUUGGCGACACCAAAUAUAUGCCUGUUAUAAGAUUCGCAUCAUUAAUAGCAGUGCUGAGACACAUGAAUUAUUUUGACGACUAUUCUCGUCGUACGAUAGCGGACGGCAUUCAUGAAAACGCACGUUUAAUGUUCACAUGCCUCUCAAUCAGUACUUUGUCUGACAAAGAGCACAUAACUAAUAGAUACUAUCACACACUGAAAUUACCAAAUUAUUUCUCGUGGGCCUUUAGAGUGGCUGAAUUGGCAACACAAAUAUCAAUCAAUAGGCCGAUAUAUGUGUACACGAGUCAAGAACAUAUGGCUAGUACGUGGAUUGCUCAUAGUGAAGAAAUACAGCAUAAAACACCAAUCUGUAUUAGACAUCACCAACUUCACUUUGAAGCAAUAAUGCCUUUACCUAAUGCUCCCCUUCCCGUGAGACCACGUGCUCACAAUUUAAUGACAGACGGACCCAAUCUUAACCCUUUCUGUAUA
Molecule: messenger RNA, 3477 nt
Organism: Medioppia subpectinata
Lineage: Eukaryota; Metazoa; Arthropoda; Arachnida; Sarcoptiformes; Oppiidae
Source: the annotation of a GenBank genome assembly